Purpureocillium lilacinum is the source of this 1593-nucleotide messenger RNA. Its product is annotated as T-complex protein 1 subunit zeta. Gene Ontology annotation, molecular function: ATP-dependent protein folding chaperone; ATP hydrolysis activity; ATP binding. Gene Ontology annotation, biological process: protein folding. Gene Ontology annotation, cellular component: chaperonin-containing T-complex. The record is from RefSeq and is a predicted model, not a curated record. Lineage: Eukaryota; Fungi; Ascomycota; Sordariomycetes; Hypocreales; Ophiocordycipitaceae.
AUGUCGGCCGCGCAGCUCCUCAACCCCAAGGCCGAGUCCCGAAGGAGGGGCGAAGCUCUCAAGGUCAACAUCAACGCAGGUGUGGGCUUGCAGGAUGUCCUUAGGUCCAACCUUGGCCCGCUGGGCACCAUCAAGAUGCUGGUGGACGGUGCUGGACAGAUCAAGCUCACCAAGGACGGAAACGUGCUGCUGCGCGAGAUGCAGAUCCAGAACCCGACCGCCGUCAUGAUUGCCCGAGCCGCGACCGCCCAAGACGACAUCUGCGGCGACGGCACCACGUCGGUGGUGCUGCUCGUCGGUGAGCUGCUGAAGCAGGCCGAUCGAUACAUCUCGGAGGGCCUGCACCCGCGCAUCAUCACCGACGGCUUCGAGAUCGCCAAGGUCGAGGCCCUCAAGUUUCUCGACUCGUUCAAGCUGCCCAAGGAGGUCGACCGCGAGCUGCUCCUCAACGUCGCCCGCACCUCCCUGGCCACCAAGCUCAACGCGACCCUCGCCGCCAAGCUGACGCCCGACAUCGUCGACGCCGUUCUCUCCAUUUACCAGGCGCCCGCGAAGCCUGAUCUGCACAUGGUGGAGAUUAUGAAGAUGCAACACCGCACCGCGUCCGACACGCAGCUGAUCCGCGGUCUGGCCCUCGACCACGGCGCCCGCCACCCGGACAUGCCGAAGCGCCUCGAGAACUGCUACAUCCUGACGCUCAACGUCGGCCUCGAGUACGAGAAGACGGAGAUCAACUCGGGCUUCUUCUACUCGAGCGCCGAGCAGCGCGACAAGCUCGUCGAGAGCGAGCGCCGCUUCAUCGACGCCAAGCUCAAGAAGAUUGUGGAGCUCAAGAAGGAGCUCUGCGGCACCGACGGCAAGAAGAACUUUGUCAUCAUCAACCAGAAGGGCAUCGACCCCCUGUCACUCGACGUGCUCGCCAAGAACGGCAUCCUGGCGCUCCGCCGCGCCAAGCGGAGAAACAUGGAGCGGCUGCAGCUGAUUUGCGGCGGCAUCGCCCAGAACAGCGUGGACGACCUCACAGCCGAUGCCCUCGGCUGGGCCGGCCUCGUCUACGAGCAGACCCUGGGCGAGGAAAAGUACACGUUUGUGGAGGAAGUCAAGGACCCCAAGUCGGUCACGCUCCUGAUCAAGGGCCCCAACCAGCACACCAUUGCGCAGGUGACGGAUGCUGUCCGGGACGGCCUGAGGAGCGUGUACAACAUGAUUGUGGACAAGAGCGUCGUCCCUGGCGCUGGAGCGUUCCAGGUCGCCUGCGCCGCUCACCUCAAGAGCGAUGCCUUUUCCAAGACGGUCAAGGGCAAGGCCAAGUGGGGUGUCGAGGCGUUUGCCGACGCUCUUCUCGUCAUUCCCAAGACCCUGGCUGCCAACGCCGGACACGACGUUCAGGAUGCCCUUGCUGCGAUGCAGGACGAGCACGCCGAGGGCGACGUUGUUGGCCUCAACCUGGAGACUGGCGAGCCGAUGGACCCCGAGCUGGAGGGCGUGUUCGAUUCGUUCCGCGUGCUGCGAAACUCGAUCGCGUCCAGCGCGGGCAUCGCCUCUAACCUGUUGCUGUGCGACGAGCUGCUCAAGGCUCGGCAGAUGGGGUAA